This is a messenger RNA of Penicillium cinerascens, 1269 nucleotides long. RefSeq lists its product as uncharacterized. The record is from RefSeq and is a predicted model, not a curated record. NCBI's taxonomy places the organism in Eukaryota, Fungi, Ascomycota, Eurotiomycetes, Eurotiales, Aspergillaceae. The coding region runs from base 1 to 1269 and encodes 422 amino acids. The transcript has a single exon.
AUGGAGCGAGCCUCUCGUGGGGAGUUUCCUACAUCGUUCACCUGUAGAGAAGCCCUCGACCUCGUCCUUCACUUUCGCAAGUCUAUCUACGAAAGUGACGAUCCGGUCACUGGCGAAGGAUGUCCCGAGCAUGCCCUUCUUGGUCUUCUGAUAGCCUCUAUGUCAGGAUCGGCCGCUGUGCAGGAGCUCUACAAAGACAUCGAACACAACGGCACUCGGCUCACCGAACUCUGCCAGCCUCCUCAUCUCAAUCAGUUCGAGGAGAAACUCGCUGAUUCAUUUGGCAAUGAUUACAGGUUAACCUUGGUUGGCCAGCAUGAUGAAGUAGAAGUCCAGGAGGAUGGCUCUUCCUUUGACCUGCUGCCCCCCGACCAUGUGCAAACGCCUGGGAUCCCGAUCGAGUUCGAUAAUAUGGCUGAGGCUUCCCCGAACUCCCAAGAUAAUCAGGAAUUAGUGACUGAAAGGGAUUCAUCAGCCAGUGAACUUCCUCGAGACCAUUCUGAUCUACCAAUGGAUGAUACGGGAUACACCCACGUUACCUACCCGCCGAAGGGGUUAAUCCGCCCCAAAUGGCCUCGGCCCGCAAGCAAGAAGCGCGCGAGAGAGUGUGUCAGUGGCGUUGGACGUUGCGGUCGAGGAAAUAGGCCCGAACCACGGGGCCCAAAUAAUGGAAUGACUGGGCUAACAGUGGACGAGAUUCGUGACAUCGCCGAGAGAGGACACAUAGAUGAACUCCGUGAUCAUCCUGAAGUCUUUAUCAACAAAAGGGGCAAGUUUCGAUUUGAAAUACACCCCGCAUACGCAUGGACAAUCCUUGAGGUGGUAGACGGCCAAUGGCCUCUCUCUAAGGACCAAAUGGAAAAGAUGUUUCCCGAAUUCUUUAUUGUGUGGCUCCGGAAUGAUCAAUACGAACCUAACUUCGAUAGCGAGUUCUCUUCCGAAGCCGACAUUGAGGUUAAGGAAAUCAACGAGAAGUUGGAUAUUGUCAUGGAAUGGCUCAAGUCAUCUCCGGUCGAUCAGCUAAUGACUGAACUUCAAAAACGAGAAGAUCAGCGAUGGGCUGAACUUCAUGAUAUGAUGGACAACGAGCGAGAACGCCAGCGUGAGCCAGCGUCGUCUCCCGAGGUGACUCUCGCCGCUAAGCACCAAGAAGGUGAAUCCAUUAUGGCCCAGAGCAUCGAAUACAUUCGGCCCGCACAAACCCGAAUGUCAUCUCCAGAGAUGACUCUCCCCGCUGAGUGGCAAGAAGGUGAAUCCGUUGUGGUCUAG